AUGAAGCAUGCAGGGCAAGCAGCCAUGUUGGUAUUCAUGGCGCCGUCGCACGCCGAGCCGUUUGUGAUUCGAGAGCUCUACUCUUCCGAUGAGUGCAUAAACGGUAGCCUUCUGAACACCUCCUGGGAGGAGAUAGUGAGGGUUUGCAUGGCUCCGCAGAACUUCAGGGUGGAGAUCAACUCCCAGACGAUCGUGUACAGGUAUUACAAUGCAUCUUUUCCGUCCUGUGGCGGGACCAUGAUGCACAGCGAGGUCUUCGAGACUGACGAGUGCGUGCUGGACUCUGCGGCGAAUGACACCCGCUAUGUAAAAAUGACCCUGAAGUUGCACGACGCUGUCGUGGAACAGGUGUAUGAUUCGCAAAACUGUGCCGGCAGCCCCGCAGAAACCAACACAAUGCGGCUCGGGAUCUGUGAUGAGCUGAACAAUCGCAGUUUUCAAUGCAAUGAAGGUGUUGUCGAGGAGCUCCACUACCAGGAGCAGCGUAAGAAGUUUCCCCAAAUGUCCAAGUAG
This is a messenger RNA of Symbiodinium pilosum, 513 nucleotides long. NCBI's taxonomy places the organism in Eukaryota, Dinophyceae, Suessiales, Symbiodiniaceae. The record is from the annotation of a GenBank genome assembly.